GCAACUGGCGGGGCGCGCGGCCACCUUCGGCAGCCUCGAGGCCGCCUUCGCGCGGGUUGCGAGCCUGGAGGCGGAGCUCGCCGAGGCCAAGGGGCGCUUCGACGCUGUUUCGGCCCAGCUGGGGCGGCUUGCCGCAGCUGUCGGGCCCCUCAACCAGACGUCCAGCCGACGCCUCCUCGUCCAGCUCGGCUUGGGCGUAGACGAGGACCCCCCUGAGCUGUCAGAAAGCUUGCCUGGCCAGGCGGACCUGUUUGAGGCGGGCGGUCCAACCAGCACUCAGGAUGAGGAGGAAUCGGAUGAGGUCGACGCUUACGACGAGGCGGAGGACGUGCAGGAGGUCGUCGAGGUCGAGUGCCAGACCGACUUUAAGAUGCGCCAUGUCGAGGUUUUCGUCGAUGAUAAUGGCGUCGCUCAUAUCUGCAACGGCAAAGAAAGAGUGCCAAACCCGAAUAUGCGCCACUUCCAGGCUGCUGCUGACGAGGUCGGCGUGGCCCACCCCAUCGAUGACGAGGGCACCUUCGAUUACGAGGCCGACUUUCUCCCCGUCCUGAUUGUCCACGGCGAGUCGCACGAGUCCGACGCGCCUCCGGUCGCCUCAUCCGACCUCCUUUUCUCGGCGCAGACCGUCGUGUCGUCUGUCGCGGACGUCAUGCACGUUUGCAUCGGCUGGGGCAUGGAGGACAGGGGCAUCAUCCAGGUCGUGAAGAUCACGGUCACGAAAGACACGG
This is a messenger RNA of Prorocentrum cordatum, 728 nucleotides long. The record is from the annotation of a GenBank genome assembly. NCBI's taxonomy places the organism in Eukaryota, Dinophyceae, Prorocentrales, Prorocentraceae.